This is a messenger RNA of Penicillium alfredii, 1038 nucleotides long. RefSeq names its product Gfo/Idh/MocA family protein. The record is from RefSeq and is a predicted model, not a curated record. The transcript has 5 exons. Gene Ontology annotation, biological process: NADPH regeneration. NCBI's taxonomy places the organism in Eukaryota, Fungi, Ascomycota, Eurotiomycetes, Eurotiales, Aspergillaceae. Gene Ontology annotation, cellular component: cytoplasm. Gene Ontology annotation, molecular function: oxidoreductase activity; nucleotide binding. The coding region runs from base 1 to 1038 and encodes 345 amino acids.
AUGGCAAUUGGAGUUGCAAUCGUGGGGAGCGGUCAUUUCGCCAAAGAGCAGCAUCUGCCCGCCGUCCAAGCCGCAGCAGACCUGCGCCUUGGAGCGAUUUACUCGCGAUCUUUGAAAUCAGCCCAGGCGCUCGCUGGCAGCACGUCUGACGUCGAUCUGUAUUCCGAUGACUCCGGGGCCGGCAAGUCCUACGCCGAUCUACUGGCCCGUUCAGACAUCGGCGCUGUGAUCAUUGGCCUCCCCAUCCUGGUCCAGCCAGAGUUUAUCAGGAAAGCGCUCCAGGCCGGCAAGCAUGUCUUGUCUGAGAAGCCCAUCGCCAAGGAUGUCCCCACGGCCCAGGACCUUCUCCAGUGGUACCGGGCCAAUAUUAAUCCCCGGAAGACUUUCUGGGCCGUGGGCGAGAACUACCGGUACCUGACGAAGCUGCUUUUUGCUGCGGAGCAGGUGCGCCAGAUGGGCCCGGUGCGCCAUUUCCGGGUCAAUGUCCACAGCCUGAUCAAAGGCGACAAUAAAUACUACUUGACACCUUGGCGCAAGAGUCCCGAGUACCAGGGCGGAUUCCUCCUGGACGGAGGCGUGCAUAUGGUUGCAGGGCUGCGUUUGAUUCUGGGCCGCGACGAGCCCAUCACCACCGUGUCGGCGCUGUCACAGCAGCAGCAGGCGUAUCUGCCGCCGGUGGACACGGUGGACGCGGUCGUGAAGACUGGCUCCGGUGCUACGGGCGUUGUCUCCCUCUCGUGGGGGUCGCCGUUCAGCGACAAUGUUUUCGAGUUUGCCUGUGAAAAAGGGGUGGUAAAAAUGCAUUUUGACGGGUUGACCAUCAAUGGAAAAGAUCAUCCCAUCGAGUUUGAUGGGAAAGGCGUCGUCCCAGAGGUGGCUGAGUUCGCGAGGGCCAUUGUCAACGGUCGCCCGGUUGAGUCACGACAAUCUCCCGAAGAGGCGUUGGCUGACCUUGAGGUUUUGGAGCAGAUGUUGCAGAGUGGGAAGCGUGAUGGGGAGAAGAGGCAGUUACAUUUGCAGACGGAACUCCUAGCCUAG